Messenger RNA from Cydia splendana, 2964 nucleotides. RefSeq names its product sideroflexin-2 (gene Sfxn2). Gene Ontology annotation, molecular function: monoatomic ion transmembrane transporter activity. Gene Ontology annotation, cellular component: mitochondrial inner membrane. Bases 151 to 1134 code for a protein of 327 amino acids. The record is from RefSeq and is a predicted model, not a curated record. Lineage: Eukaryota; Metazoa; Arthropoda; Insecta; Lepidoptera; Tortricidae. The transcript has 9 exons. Gene Ontology annotation, biological process: monoatomic ion transport; serine import into mitochondrion.
UCGCCGUUGUUUGACUUUGACAGUUGGUGAUACGGUUCGUUUGGUUUGGGCCCGGCCGAGUUGAGCUGCUUGCAAAGUAGGCGCUUAAUAUUUAUUUAACUUUAGUAUCUGAAUACAGAUUUAUCAAAUACGGAAUAAUAGUAACUGAAAAUGGCUUCUGAAAAGAGGAUAGACAUCACCAAGCCGCUCUGGGAUCAGAGCACCUUUGUGGGCAGGUUCAAGCAUUUUGCCUUCAUCUCCAAUCCUCUACUGUCUUUAGUGCCCGAGUCUGAACUGCAUGAAGCUAAGGAGCUGUAUUUUAAGUACAUAGAAGGCAAAGAGCCUGCCAACACUCCCAUGGACAAAUUGGUCCGAGCCAAACAGCUAUACGAAUCAGCAUUCCACCCGGAUAGCGGAGAGCUACAAAAUGUGUUUGGCCGUAUGUCCUUCCAAAUGCCCGGAGGCUGCCUCGUCACAGGAGCUAUGCUGCAGUGGUACAGAACCGGCACAGCCAUAGUAUUCUGGCAGUGGGUGAACCAGUCUUUCAACGCACUAGUCAACUACACUAAUCGCAACGCCAACUCGCCGCUCACGACGACGCAGAUGGGCGUCGCUUAUGUAUCGGCCACAUCCGCUGCGAUGGCUACGGCGCUGACUUUCAAGUUCGUCGUUCAGAAGCGCGCUAAGAACCCAAUCCUAGCGAGGUUCGUGCCAUUUGUAGCCGUGGCGGCCGCCAACUGGGUGAACAUUCCCUUGAUGCGACAGAACGAGAUAAUAAAAGGUCUGGAGGUCUCAGACGAGAACGGCAAAAUUAUCGGCAAGUCUCAGCUAGCCCCGGCAAAGGGAAUCUCACAAGUGGUUACUUCUAGGAUCGUAAUGUGCGCCCCCGGGAUGUUGCUACUCCCAGUUAUAAUGGAGAGGAUCGAGCACAAGCCGUGGAUGCAGCGCAUCCGCUGGGCACACGUCGGCAUCCAGACAGUAAUUGUGGGCAUGUUCCUAACCUUCAUGGUACCGACUGCCUGCGCUCUCUUCCCGCAAAGAUGUAAAAUCUCAACGGACACCAUCAAACGUUUCGAACCCGAAAAUUACGAGGAAAUAAUGAAAAAUACGGACGGAAAACCUCCCCAAUACGUAUACUUCAAUAAGGGUCUGUAAAUAGUUGUUAUUAAGGGUCUGUAAGCCGUAGCUUAAGUAGUUGUUAUUAUGUAAACUACAAUAGUAAGGGUCGGUUGCACCAAACCGUCUUGACACCGUUAAAGCGUUCGCUAAAUUUUAUUGCAUGGGAAGUUUCAUACAUCUCUGCUGUGUGAGGAUGAUCAGUCUGUUCACUGUGGUUGGUGCAACUAGCCCUAAACCUUGUCUAUGGACUCAAGAAUUUUAACGGAGGUAGAAAUGUACAAAAUUUGAAUAUGUCGGUAUUUCGACAGGCUUGAUAAUACCUACACCGACCGGAAACUCUAAUCUCAACAACAUAAAACUUUCCGGUCGGUGCUACAUCUAUUGUCACUUGACAGUACUACUACUACUACUUAAAGUACUGAUAAUUCCGCUACUCGAUGCUAGAUGUCGACUAUGAAAAUACUAAUAUUUUUGGUACCAAAACUGAUGUAUGGAGUGAGCACUCUUGUCUUACUAUAUUUCUCUAUGGUGAUAGUAACGCAUUACACCUUGGGUGAUAAACGUUAUCUCUUUGCCGAUGUAAACGUUUGUAAAAGUGAAAGAAAUCAAGAAUACCCUGAUCUUGAGGAACUACAUUUUUUAAAACUAUUAAUGGGUCCAUAGACAAGCAUAUAAAAAAAUGCUGUCAGUGUUGUGACCAGUGUUGCCAUAUCAAAUGGGCGUAAAUACUAGAUGAGUAAGCAGAAAAAGUAGAUUUAAGAAAAUGAAUUAGCGUAUUUGACUUACUUGCGCUUAUGUUAAAUUGCUGUUAGGAUUUUGUUUAUUGGGUAUUUUAUAAAAUCGAAUAAUCUAAGCCCAAUAUUUUUUUUAAGUAUAUACAGAGUUUAUAAAAUUAAUUUGGAAAUUACUUAGGUAAUAAAUCGGUUUUGAAAGUCGUUUAUGUUAAUUUGUUGUUAAAUUGAUAUUACCUAAGAUCAUAAUUUACUGUAGGUACUUACCUAUAUCGUUUCUCAGAAAUAUUUUUUUAAUUGUUUUUUUUUAGUACCUAAGUUUACUUGUAAGUGUUAUUAGAAACCAGUAUUGUUUUAAUUAAAAGGUAAAAUCAUUAUUUUUUACCUUUCAAAAAUCAUGUCUUUAAUCUUUAUCACAUUUUUACUUAUUUUAACGUUUAUUUACGUUGUAAGAUUAUUUUGGAAUUUCGUUUUAGGAAUGUUUAUUUUUUCGCUUUAUUUUUUCUCUAUAUUGAAAACAAUACAUUCCGAUCGGUAUUACUCAAUAAAAUAUACGCAGUCUGUGCUUUUAUGUGCAUUUGCUGUUAUUGUUAAACGCACUAAGGAAUUACGAGUGUUAUUAAAUCUAUGCUACGUAAUUUAGGUAUGUAAUGUACUAUUUCACUGUUGCAGUGAAUUCUGAUUUUUUAGGUACAGUCACCACACGGGGUUGUUAUGCCAUUUAGGGUUCUUGCUAAAUUGGAAAUUCUAUAGCGUAAGUAUUGAACAACCAAUUUAGCUGGGACUCUAAAUGGCGCAUAAUCGCGGAGCGUGAUGGUACUAAUUACUCUAAUUAAUUAAUUAAUUAUUGUCGAAUUUAUAGUUCACCUAUAAUGGAAAUAACACUUUUAUUCGGUUAAAUUCCGCUAUUGCAUACUCAUAAAACAAUCUGUAGUCUUAUCAAAGUUAUCAAGAAUUAUUUGAACUAUGAGAAUUGUGAUUUAUUGAUACGGUCAGUUUAGUAAAUAUGUCUAGUCUUUUUUAGUGCUCAAAAGCAAUUAGCCUAUGUCAUUUCCUUAAAUUGUGCCAUUAGCGUUUCGAUUAUAUCAGCUUUUUACUUUUUUUUUAAACGGCAAGCAAGGCUAAGACAAUAAAA